Molecule: messenger RNA, 4559 nt
Organism: Oncorhynchus gorbuscha (pink salmon)
Lineage: Eukaryota; Metazoa; Chordata; Actinopteri; Salmoniformes; Salmonidae
Product: A disintegrin and metalloproteinase with thrombospondin motifs 10-like
Exons: 25
Coding region: 481-3837 (1118 amino acids)
Biological process (GO): proteolysis; extracellular matrix organization
Cellular component (GO): extracellular matrix
Molecular function (GO): metalloendopeptidase activity
Source: RefSeq, a predicted model, not a curated record
UGUGAGAGCGAGCGAACGAGCAGGCAUCCACUGCGUUGCUGUGGCAGUGGGACCCUGGGAGCAGGAGAGGUCCACUCAUCUACGAUCCUCGGCUCAAUACAGACAUAACUUUUCAAGGCAACUGACACGUCUUAAAGGAGAACAGGAGAAAGACAUCGGAAACCCCGAGAGGCAACCAUAGUGAACCUGGACAGGGACAAGAAAAAGAGAGGCCACAGGACAUUAUAGAGUCCGCUGUUGCUGCUGCUGUACUCAGAGACAGUCUCUCUAUCAGAAUCUUCUCCUGACCGUGGUUCUACCAGAGAGACAGAAGCAGAGAGGCUGUGUGUCCAGAGCUCUCCAGUACAGUCUCUGGAGCUCUAUCCUGCUACCAUGGCCCUUGAGUGCACUGCGUCCCAUUGGUGAGCGAGGGGCAUCAGAGGGCAGAAGACAUGUUGGGACAGAGGCCUGGGGACCGCACUGAAGCUUGCUGUAGUAACCAUGGAAAUGCUAUGGAGGACCUUGGCCUGCAUUGUUGUCAUCAUCGUCAUGGUUGCCACCGAGGUCGCAGAAAGUCAGACUGCUGAAAAGUUCACCCAGUCACAAGCUACGUUCCUGUCCAGCCUGGGCCAGUAUGAAAUUGUCAUCCCGGUUCGUGUGGGGCCGCAGGGCGAGACCCUGGACACAGAGGAUGGAGGUGCAGACAGCCCCAACCACCACCGGCGGAGCCACCGCAGUGCUGAGGACCAGCAACAGGACCUGUCCCAGCUGUACUACCAACUCUCCACCACCAAAACUAACUUCUUCCUCAACUUGACCCUGCAGGGGGGCCUGCUGUCCCACCAGUUCCGUGUGGAGUACUGGAGGAGGGGCCGUCUGGCCUGGAGCCACCCUUAUGCCCCCCAGUGUCUCUAUGUAGGCCACCUGCAGGGUCAGCCCCACUCCAGCAUGGUGGCUCUCAGCAACUGUAACGGCCUGCAGGGGGUGAUCGUGGCGGGUGGUGAAGAGUACCUCGUCGAGCCUCUGACCCCGGCCGAAAACCUCACUAGGGCGGAGAGGGGGAAGGGACGCCCCCAUGUGGUUUACAAGAGGUCAUCUCUUCGCCACCAGUACAUGGACCAGUCCUGUGGUGUCAUUGAUGAGAAGCCAGGUAAAGGCAUGGCCUGGUGGCAGAGGACUCUGAAGACUCCUCCCAAUCCCAUCAGCCGAAGCCAGCUGCCCCUGAAGAGGUCUGUGAGCAGAGAGCGCUACGUAGAAACACUGGUGGUGGCCGACAAGAUGAUGGUGGGGUACCACGGCCGCCGGGACAUCGAGCAGUACAUCCUGGCUGUCAUGAAUAUUGUUGCCAAACUGUUCCAGGAUUCUAGCCUGGGGAACGCAGUGAACAUCGUGGUGACCCGCCUCAUCCUGCUCAUGGAGGACCAGCCGACUCUAGAGAUCAACCACCAUGCAGGGAAGUCCCUGGACAGCUUCUGUAAGUGGCAGAAGUCCAUCCAGAACCGGAAUGGCAACGGGAACGCCAUCCCAGACAACGGCAUCGCUCACCACGACACUGCUGUGCUCAUCACCAGGUACGACAUCUGCAUCUACAAGAACAAGCCAUGUGGAACCCUAGGUCUAGCACCAGUGGGAGGGAUGUGUGAGCCAGAGAGGAGCUGCAGCAUCAACGAGGACAUUGGCCUGGCCACAGCCUUCACCAUCGCCCAUGAAAUAGGACACACGUUUGGGAUGAACCAUGACGGAGUUGGCAACGGCUGUGGCUCCCGUAGUCAGGAGACAGCCAAGCUGAUGGCUGCACACAUCACCAUGAAGACCAACCCUUUCGUCUGGUCCGCCUGCAGCCGAGACUACAUCACCAACUUCCUGGACUCAGGCAUGGGUUCCUGCCUCAACAACGUCCCCCCCAAGCAGGAUUUUUUGUACCCCACUACGGCCCCCGGCCAGGCCUACGAUGCAGAUGAGCAGUGCCGCUUCCAAUAUGGAGUGAAGUCUCGGCAGUGUAAAUAUGGGGAAGUCUGCAGUGAGCUGUGGUGCAUGAGCAAGAGCAACCGCUGCAUCACCAGCAGCAUACCCGCCGCCGAAGGAACCAUCUGUCAAACCAAUACCAUAGAGAAAGGGUGGUGCUAUAAGAGAGUGUGUGUGGUUUACGGGACGAGGCCAGAGGGGGUGGACGGCGGCUGGGGUCUCUGGACUCCCUGGGAAGAGUGCAGCCGUACCUGUGGGGGAGGAGUGUCCUCUUCCAUCCGCCAUUGUGACAGCCCAAGGCCAACCAUUGGUGGAAAGUAUUGUCUGGGAGAGAGGAAGCGCUUCAGAUCGUGCAAUAUUGAUGAGUGCCCUGCAGGCUCUCAGGAUUUCCGGGAGAUUCAGUGCUCCGACUUCGACAACGUUACUUUCCGGGGGAAAUUCUACACCUGGAAACCCUACAGGGGAGGUGGAGUGAAGUUCUGCUCUCUGAACUGCCUGGCGGAGGGAUAUAACUUCUACACAGAGCGUGCUCCGGCUGUGGUGGACGGGACGCCAUGUCGGGACGACUCUCUGGAUGUCUGUGUGAACGGAGAGUGCAAGCACGUGGGCUGUGACCGGAUCCUGAGCUCGGACGUGCGCGAGGACCGCUGCCGGAUGUGCGGGGGUGACGGGAGCAGCUGUGAGGCCAUCGAGGGCCUCUUCAAUGACUCCCUGCCUGAAGGAGGUUAUGAAGAGGUGGUCAGAAUCCCCAAAGGAUCCGUGUUCAUUCAUAUCCAGGAGCUCAACGUCUCCCUCAACUUCCUAGUGCUGAAGAGUAAAGGAGAACAGUUCUUCAUCAAUGGGAAGCUGACCAUCGACACCCCUCGUAGGUUCGACAUCGCAGGGACCACCUUCCACUACCGCCGGCCCACUGACCAACCUGAGACCCUGGAGGCCCUGGGGCCCACCAACAUGACCAUCAUCGUCAUGGUACUGGUGAGGGAAGAGAACCCAGGGAUCCACUACCGCUUCAACCCUCCAGUCAGCAGAAACCUUUUGAGUGGAUAUGCCUGGCACUACACAUCCUGGUCCCGCUGCUCUGCACUCUGCGCUGGGGGUGGUCAGACCCAGCAGGUCGUGUGUAAGAAGCAGACGGAUCACACCGUGGUCUACAACCACUUCUGUGACAAGAAGAGCAAACCCAAAGAGAAGAAGCGAGCCUGCAACUCUGAGCCAUGCUCCCCAAGCUGGUGGUCUGGGGUGUGGUCUGAGUGCAGUCGCAGCUGUAACGGGGGCUUGAGGACCAGAGAGGUGUUGUGUAAGAGGAAGAUCUCUCCUACAGAGGAGAAGGUCCAGGACGACAGUGCCUGUACUCCUCCACGACCAGCUCUCACUGAACCCUGCAGCAACCACACCUGCCCCCCCGAGUGGCUGGCCCUGGACUGGUCAGAGUGUAAUCCCAGUUGUGGUCCAGGGUUCAGGCACCGUGUCCUUCUGUGUAAGCGUGGGGAGAGUGGAGACACACUGCCAGAGUCCCAGUGUCCCAAGCAUGGGCGUCCCACCACCAGGGUGCGCUGUAACCUGCAGCGCUGCCCACCACCCAUGUGGGUCACAGGGCCCUGGGGAGAGUGCUCGGCCAGGUGUGGUCUGGGUCAGGAGAAGCGCUCUGUGCAGUGUCUCGCACAAACCGGCCAGCCGUCCAAUGAGUGUCCAGACCUCCAGCGCCCGGCAGCCAUGCAACAGUGCAAGAGCAAAUGUGACCUCAGUAGCCUACCCAUGGACAUCCCCGAGGGUGACCCUGAAGAGUGCAAAGAUGUGAACACAGUGGCGUACUGCCCCCUGGUGCUCAGGUUUAAGUUCUGCAGCCGCCCCUACUUCAGACAGAUGUGCUGUAAGACCUGCCAAGGACACUGACCCCUGAACCAGACCGAGAGCCAGACCAGGAGGCAUCCCCAGCGGACCCAGACCAGACCAGGAGCCACUCCUAGCGGGCCCAGACCAGACCAGGAGCCACCCCUAGCGGGCCCAGACCAGACCAGGAGCCACCCCUAGCGGGCCCAGACCAGACCCACUGAGCUGCACAUUCCACAGGGGGGAGGGACGGCCCAGCCAACGAACCGCAGAGCAGCCUGCCUGACAUCCGUGGACAGAGAAGUAGAUGGCGGGAGGGUGAGAGAGAGAGAGAACUGUACUUUUAUCCCGCACUCUGAAAGUGCCCUAUCUUAUACCAGCUUUGGGGGCACUGCUGUGAAGACCAGAUGAGCUGCUGGGAUAUCUCUCUGUUGCUAUGUACAUACACUAUAUAUACAAAAGUAUGUGGACACCCCUUCAAAUUAGUGGAUUUGGCUAUUUCAGCCACACCUGUUGUUGACAGGUGUAUAAAAUCGAGCAAACAGCCAUGCAAUCUCCAUAGACAAACAUCAGCAGUAAAAUAGUCUUACUGAAGAGCUCACAGUCAUAGGAUGCCACAUUUCCAACAAUUCAGUUAGUCAGAUUUCUGCCCAGCAAUAGCUGCCCCGGUCAACUGUAAGUGCUUUUAUUGUGACGUGGAAAUGUCUAGGAGCAACAAAGGCUCAGCCGUGAAGUAGUAGGCCACACAAGCUCACAGAACAGGACCACCAAGUGCUGAAGCGCAU